UCUCUGUGAACAAGCGCCACUCAGCUGAUGGGAGGGGAGCUGCUCGCAGGCUGGAGACAGGAUCCAUGGCAACAAUCAUGGCAGAGGCAGAGACUCGUCAGAAGCUGCUGCGCACCGUCAAGAAGGAGGUGAAGCAGAUUAUGGAAGAAGCCGUCACCAGGAAAUUUGUUCACGAAGACAGCAGUCAUAUUGUGUCUUUUUGUGCUGCAGUGGAGGCGUGUGUUCUGCAUGGGCUGAAGCGACGAGCAGCAGGUUUUCUGCGUAGCAACAAGAUAGCGGCACUCUUCAUGAAGGUGGGCAAAAGCUUCACCCCUGCUGAGGAGCUGUGUAGGAAGGCACAGGAGCUCGAGCAGAUCAUCGAGACAAAACGAAGUCAAAGCCUGCAAAGUCAGGACAGCCUUCGUAAGAUGCCCCGGCUGCCCAGCCUCACGCCACAGGGGGCCAAGAACCUGUGGAUCCGGGCAGCGCUUUUUGAAAAGGUGCUGGACAAGAUCGUUCUCUACCUGGUGGAGAACAGCAGUAAAUACUAUGAGAAAGAGGCUGUUCUAAUGGACCCUGUAGAUGGACCUAUCCUUGCCUCUUUGUUAGUCGGACCUUGUGCUUUGGAGUACACCAAGAUGAAGACGGCUGACCACUUCUGGACCGACCCGUCCGCUGACGAGCUGGUGCAGAGACAUCGCAUCCACGGUGGCCACUGCAGGCAGGACUCUCCCACCAAGAGGCCUGCACUGUGUUUCCAGAAGCGGCACUCCAGCAGCAGCAUGGAUGAACGCCCCUCCCCCUCGCCGUCAGCUCGAGAAUAUGUGGAGUCGCUGCAUCAGAACAACAGGGCGACCCUACUGUUCGGCAAAAACAACGUGCUCGUACAACCGAGGGACGACAUGGAGGCUGUCCCAGGUUACCUCUCCCUGCACCAGACCGCUGACAUCAUGACACUGAAGUGGACUCCCAACCAGCUCAUGAACGGCUCUGUUGGAGACUUGGACUACGAGCGCAGUGUAUUUUGGGACUAUGCCAUGACAAUUCCUCUCGAGGAGAUAGUUUACUUGCACUGUCAUCAACAAGUGGACAGUGGCGGGACUGUGGUGCUGGUCAGUCAGGAUGGAAUCCAGAGACCUCCGCUGCGCUUCCCCAGGGGAGGACACUUGCUCCAGUUCCUCUCCUGCCUGGAGAAUGGCCUCCUUCCCCACGGCCAGCUGGACCCUCCGCUCUGGUCCCAGAGGGGAAAGGGGAAGGUGUUUCCGAAGCUGCGGAAGAGGGUUCCUCAGGGAUCCUCAGAAUCCGUCUCGGAUAAGGAGGAGGACGAGGCCACGGACUAUGUCUUCCGCAUCCUCUUUCCAAACAGCCAGUCAGAGUUUGUCACUCCUCCAGACUUGAUGGAUCAGGGAGCUACAAUGUGGCAUCCCACUCUCAGGAAGGCCUCGUGUUCCUCUUGUUCUCAGGGGAGCUUCUCUGAUGGAGGGACACCCAAGGGGUGUAACCAUGAGAGGGCUCCUCUGAAGCUGCUGUGCGACAGCAUGAAGUAUCAGAUCAUCUCUCGGGCAUUUUACGGCUGGUUGGCAUACUGCCGUCACCUGUCCACUGUGCGCACACAUCUCUCUGCCCUCGUGAAUCACACCAUCGUGGCGCCCGACACGCCGUGCGAUGCCUACAAAGGGCUCACUGCAGAAGUGUGGCAGACGUUCCUUCAGGACUGCACAGCCUACAAGGAGCAGGAGCUGCUGCGUCUGGUCUACUUUGGUGGUGUGGAGCCCUCGCUGCGUAAAGAGGUGUGGCCUUUCCUGCUGGGUCACUACCAGUUUGGGAUGUCAGAAUCUGAGAGGAAGGAGGUGGACGAACAGGUCCGAGUGUGCUACCAACAGACCAUGCGUGAGUGGCUCGGCUGUGAGGAGAUCGUCCGCCAGAGGGAGAAGGAGCAGCACGCUGCAGCUUUGGCAAAGUGCUCCUCGGUAGCAAGUGACAGUUCCAGUCAGAAGAUGAUCCAUCACGACUCCACUGUGAGCAAUGAGUCCCAGUCCUCCCAGAGCUCAGACAGACAGAGUCUGGCUCGCCUGCAGAGCGACUCAAGCAGCAGCACACAGGUGUUUGAGUCCGUAGAGGAGGUGGACCAGAUUGAGACGGAGCCCAAGACCGAAGAGGCCAAGCAGGCGCCAAAGAUGCCCAAUGGAGCUCUGCAGAACGGGACCUGCUCUCCCGACUCUGGACACCCCUCUUCCCGCAACUUCUCAGUCACCUCUGGCCUGUCAGACACUUCGCUCAGCACAGACGACACCGCUGCACCUGACGCAGCCCCGAGAUCUGCAACUGUCACCCCAGCAUCACAGAGCUCUGUCAAACCUGUAGGAGUAGAGGGUGAAGGUGAAACUGAGGGAAAAGUCAGCCAGGAGAAAACCAAAGUGAAGGACGAAGAGGAGACCAAAACUGCAGAAGAUACCAAGAUUGAGGUGAACGAUGAUGACAUGAUUCCACCGCUGGAAGAGGAGCAGGUGAUGACCAACAAAGACACGUGUUUGCAAACUAAAACCCAGGAAAAUGUUGAGGAGCUAGAAGCUACUAAAACAGAGGGAACCAAGUCUGAAGAUACAGACAUUCAAGGGAUUCAAUCUUUAGAUUCAGGAGAAAUGGGAAGAGAUGUGUCUGGUCAGGAUACUGUGAUGGUAUCAGCAGCUGCUACAGAAUCCAAAGAAGAACUGGUGGAUCAUAGUCUCAAGAAAGACGUAGAAGUCCGGAUCGAAGAAACAACAAAGCACGAAGAAAGGAUUGUCGAAAAGAUGAAGGAAAUGGACGAAUCAAACACAAGUGAAGCGCAAGAACUUUGUUUGACUGAGGGGAAAGAAAAAAUGAUCCAACAUCCUGUGGCUGCUGACGUGGAGAACAACCUCCUAUUCUCAGCAGACACCAGAGUGUCGAGAACAAGAGAAACGUACUGCACCUCUCAGAAAGAGGAGCCCAUGACUGAAUCUGAUGAGUCUCCCUCAGCUAUAGAGAUGGAGGAGAUCCCCAAAGCCAAAGUUUCCAUGGUGCCUUGGAGCAGGAAGGGACGAUGCGAGCCCUCGUCUUCCUUUGAGGACUCAGCCCCUCACGCGGAGGAGGAGCAAGGAAAGCCCAGUCCGGAGGGGACAGAGUCCAUCCUGUCCGAGGAGCCGGAGAUGGACAGUCUGUACCCUCACUUUGAUUCUCUGCCCGGGUCUGGAGACACCAAGAGCAAAGUGACCUCUGAUGGAUCUGCUGGUACCUUCUCUCAAGAGCUGCUGGAUUUGUACACAUUGAAUCUGCACCGCAUUGAAAAGGACGUCCAGCGCUGCGACAGGAACUACUGGUACUUCACUCCUGCCAACCUGGAGAAACUGCGUAACAUCAUGUGCAGUUAUAUCUGGAGGCACCUUGACAUCGGCUACGUUCAGGGCAUGUGUGAUCUGCUGGCUCCACUUCUCGUCAUUCUGGACGAUGAGGCCAUGGCCUUCAGCUGCUUCACUGAGCUCAUGAAGAGAAUGAAUCAAAACUUUCCUCACGGAGGCGCUAUGGACACUCACUUUGCCAACAUGCGCUCUCUCAUCCAGAUCCUGGAUUCUGAGCUGUUUGAGCUAAUGCACCAAAACGGAGACUACACCCACUUCUACUUCUGCUACCGCUGGUUUCUCCUGGACUUCAAGCGAGAGCUGGUGUAUGAAGACGUGUUCUCAGUCUGGGAAACCAUCUGGGCGGCUAAGUAUGCCUCCUCUAGUCACUUUGUCCUCUUCAUUGCUCUGGCGUUGGUGGAGAUCUACAGGGACAUCAUCCUGGAGAACAACAUGGACUUCACUGACAUCAUCAAGUUCUUCAAUGAAAUGGCUGAGCACCACAACAUAAAGCAGAUUUUGACCCUGGCCAGAGAUCUGGUGUACAAGGUGCAGAUGCUGAUUGAAAACAAGUGAUGGCGCUGUUCUUCUUCUUUUCCAUCCAAGUAAAGCGUGAGUGGUGGCUGUAGCAGCACAAGAGUAAAACACACGUGAGCAUACACAGGCUCUGACACACACACACACACACACACACACACACACACACACACACACACACACACACACUACACAAAGCCUUACAAUCACAGCUUGCUGCUAUGAGCCUUAUUGACUGUAUCCACUAUGUUGUUUGUGUUGUCAACAGUUGUAUGGGAAUAUUACGCUUAAUAUGUGUCAGUAUGUUCAACUGAAAACAAAUGUAACAGAAAAUCUCUGUAAUUUCCAAAUAUUUUUGUCCGACAUCCCUCAAGUGUUGAUCUUAGUCUGAGUGCACUUAAUAUUUCGAGGAAAGAGAGUUUAGUUGCACAUUUCAAACCAAAAUGCAGAGAUGAUUAACCAGAGACUAUAUUUAUGAGAAAAGUAUGUUGUGAUAAUAAUUUAUAAUAUUAAUUAUUUUAACAAAGCCUACAAGUUUACAUUUUUAGAUAUAUUCCCAACCUUGAAGAUGGAAAGAAUGUACAAGGGGUUUUGAUUUUAUUAAGUAGCAC
This is a messenger RNA of Paralichthys olivaceus (Japanese flounder), 4486 nucleotides long. It is a transcript of the gene sgsm1a, whose product is annotated as small G protein signaling modulator 1a. Gene Ontology annotation, molecular function: GTPase activator activity. Gene Ontology annotation, biological process: activation of GTPase activity. The record is from RefSeq and is a predicted model, not a curated record. Lineage: Eukaryota; Metazoa; Chordata; Actinopteri; Pleuronectiformes; Paralichthyidae.